Phyllopteryx taeniolatus (common seadragon) is the source of this 6648-nucleotide messenger RNA. It is a transcript of the gene myo3b, whose product is annotated as myosin IIIB. Gene Ontology annotation, molecular function: protein binding; ATP binding; protein kinase activity. NCBI's taxonomy places the organism in Eukaryota, Metazoa, Chordata, Actinopteri, Syngnathiformes, Syngnathidae. The transcript is spliced from 31 exons. Gene Ontology annotation, cellular component: myosin complex. The record is from RefSeq and is a predicted model, not a curated record. Gene Ontology annotation, biological process: protein phosphorylation. Bases 1620 to 5102 code for a protein of 1160 amino acids.
GAGUAAGUUAUCCUUUGUUUAUUUUAAAUAGAGUAGACAGCUCUGGGGGGGGGAUGGAAAUGAGAUGACUGCAAAAUUAUCAGUUUCUCUGAUUUUGCUAUGUAUGGGUUUAUGUUUUGAGUAAAAUAAUGUUUUUUCUAUAAACUACUGGCAACAUAAAAAAAAAUCAAAAUACAAAUAGUCAUUUAUGACAGUGAUUCCCAAUUUUUUUUGUAACAUUUCCACAAUUUUAGCAUUAAAACUGAGCUUACUGUAAAAAUCUAAAAAUAAAAAAAAUAGUUUCAAUUAUCAUUCCAUUAAAACAUAAAAGUUAAGUUAUACUUAUAGGUUCAAUUCAGCGGAAAUGUAGUGAACAAAUGUAUGUACUGAACUGGAUAAAAAAAAAAAAAAGUUUGACACUGAAACAUUAUGCACAGUUCAAACAUUGAAUUCAGUAAUUCUCAUAUACCACUAGAGUGAGCCCGCAUAUCACACUUUGAGAAUCAUUGAUUUUGUGUUUAUUUGUAGGAAAUGAAAAAUGGUCAAAAUACCAUAGUAAAGGACCAGUGUUACUUUUCUCAAUUUUUUUUCCAGAACUCUACAUCUAUUGUACUGUAAGUCAAAUGCCGAAAAGGAGAAUAAAAGCUUUUGGGGAGGAGGGGAGACAGUGGCGCAUUUUCCAUCAGGUUUUGCAUCAGAAUUUGUCUUUUUUUUUUGCUCGGCAUAUGCAUUAUAUUUCCAUCAAUUUUCAUGGAAAUCGGUUAAGCAGAUUCUGAUGAAUCCAACUAACUUGCAAGCAAACUAUGUCACAAGGUUACUUUAGCAAUGUGUUUAUUAUGUUGGUUGCAGAUUGCAGAAGUGUAGGUCUGUCCCGAUACCCUAUUUACAUACAGUAAACCACUGCAAAUCUGCCUGUUCAAGGAUUAUUAUUUUUUUUUUUUGGUGGGGGGAUUCUCCAUUAUUUGCUGAAAAAACUCACCUAUUUGAUGUUUUUGGACUCGGGCCUAAACCAUAUCAAAUAAAAAUAUUGGUUUGGCGCCAUCUGGUGGUGUCUUGAUCCCAAGCAACUAUGUUGAACUGAGGGGGAGGAGCUUCGUUCAGUCAGGCCAUAGCCUUGACUAAUAGAAAAAGAGUGCUUUUCUGCCAUCUUGUGGCAUCUAUAGGCAAUUACAAACCUUUUUGGGUGGGCGUCAAUUACUUCCAGUUUUUCACAAUCAGUGAGUGGCAGGCCUUGCCUCCUAUCCUGCGUCACUGUACAGGAGAAAGGCAAUUUAUUUGCACCUCUGAGUAUGAUGCAGUGCACUUGUAAACCACAAGACUGAACAUAUGGUAUAAUAUCUUGUAAUAUGAAACAUUUUGGAUCUCAGAUUGUAGUGGUGCACCAAAUGCAGUGGGUGUGUAAAUAAAUCCCGAAUUCAAAUGUGUUGUAAGCGUCCCUUUGUCACCAUGACGUCGUUCGAUUUCAUGGACCGUAGCCUUAACCUGAGGCUAUUAUUGCUCAUUUAAAUAGCAUUAUUUUGCAUAUUAAAAGAAAGCUGUUGUGCUAAAUGACUCAAAAUCCCUCAGGCAUGUUUAUAUCCUCUGUGUCGUGGAGAUGAAGUGGACUCACGCUGAUAAAAAUCUGUCCUACAUAAUUUGAAAUGAUCACAGUCCUUUGUUGUUACUGCUUGGCAGGCUGCCACGGUAAAUCAUAUGCCGGCAUUUAUUGUUUAACUCGAGCAUUUGUCUCAGUGCUUUUCAGUAAACAUUCCACUGAUGUGUAUUUUUCAGGGGUAUCAGCACAACUGACCAGCGCCCGACUGCGGAGGAACACAUCUGUCGGGACCCCAUUUUGGAUGGCUCCUGAGGUGAUCGCCUGUGAACAGCAGUAUGACUACUCGUAUGACGCCCGCUGUGACGUGUGGUCGCUGGGGAUCACCGCCAUCGAGCUCGCGGAUGGAGACCCCCCAUUGGCUGAGAUGCACCCAGUGAAAGCCCUCUUCAAGAUCCCACGAAAUCCCUCCCCUACGUUGCAAAAUCCGGACCAGUGGUGCAGAAGUUUCAGCCAUUUCAUCGGCCAGUGUCUGAUAAAGGAUUUUGAGGCACGUCCAUCAGUGACUCACCUCCUGGAGCAUCCUUUCAUCAAGCAGGCCCACGGGAAAGAUGUGGCCCUUCGACAGCAGUUGGCGGCUCUAAUCAAAGAGCAGCAAGAACUGGGAUGUGCAGCCAAAACCAAGCACGAACGGAUCAAUACUCGUAAAACCCUCACCAUAGUGAGCAGUCCCGAUGAUGAUCUGGUCAACCUGGAGUUCUUAGACGAGGAGAUCAUUAUUGCCCAUCUCCACAAGAGGUAUGGCGAGCUGCAGGUGUACACGUACGUGGGUGACAUCCUCAUCGCGCUCAAUCCUUUCCAGAACCUCAGCAUCUACUCUCCUCAGUUUUCAAAGCUGUACCAUGGCGUGAAGCGGGCCGACAAUCCUCCACACAUCUUUGCAACAGCCGACGCAGCCUACCAAAGCAUGGUGACUUUCUGCAAAGAUCAGUGUAUCAUCAUCAGUGGGGAGAGUGGUGCUGGGAAAACAGAGAGCGCUCAUUUAAUUGUUCAACAUCUCACCUUCUUAGGAAAGGCCAACAAUCGGACUUUACGAGAGAAGAUCCUGCAGGUGAAUCCUCUUGUGGAGGCCUUCGGAAACGCUUGCACGGCCAUCAACGACAACUCGAGCCGCUUCGGAAAGUACCUGGAGAUGAAGUUCACGCCCACCGGAGCGGUCAUUGGCGCCAAAAUAUCUGAAUACCUGCUGGAGAAGUCAAGGGUCAUCAAACAGGCCAUGGGGGAGAAAAACUUCCACGUCUUUUAUUACAUAUAUGCUGGCCUUUACCACCAAGAUAAGCUGAAGACUUACAGGUUGCCAGAAAAGACAGCUCCCAGGUAUAUUGACAAUCAACAAUGCAAAGUGAUGCAGGACAUUGUCUCCAGCAAACUGUACAAGGAGCAGUUUGAAGUCAUCCAGGAAUGCUUCCGGAACAUCGGCUUUACCGAAGAGGAAGUCAACUCUGUCUACAGGAUUCUCUCAGCCAUAUUGAACACUGGCAACAUAGAAUUUACCGCCAUCACGACCCAACACCAAACCGACAAGAGUGAGGUGCCUAAUUCAGAAGCCUUGGAGAAUGCUGCUUCCCUGCUCAGCAUCGGUCCCGAGGAGCUCCAGGAGGCGCUGACCUCCCAGUGCGUGGUCACCAGGGGCGAGACCAUCAUCCGCACCAACACGGUGGACAAAGCUGCCGACGUGCGGGACGCCAUGUCCAAGGCCUUGUACGGCCGCCUGUUCAGCUGGAUCGUGCACCGCAUCAACACUUUGCUGCAGCCCGACAUGAACAUCUGCGCCGCAGAGAGCGGCAUGAAUGUGGGAAUCCUGGACAUCUUUGGCUUCGAAAACUUCAAGAAGAACUCCUUUGAGCAAUUGUGCAUCAACAUUGCGAAUGAACAGAUCCAGUUUUACUUCAACCAGCAUAUAUUUGCUCUGGAACAAAUGGAGUACCAGAGCGAGGGAGUGGAUGCCAGCCUGGUGGAGUACGAGGACAACAGGCCCAUCUUGGACAUGUUCCUGCAGAAGCCCAUGGGUCUGCUGUCCCUGCUGGAUGAAGAGAGCCGCUUCCCACAGGCCACCGACCACACGUUAGUGGAUAAAUUUGAGGACAAUCUGCGCUGCAAGUACUUUUGGAUACCAAAACGUGUCGAACUUUCUUUUGGAAUUCUGCAUUUUGCUGGAAAGGUGAUGUACAGCGUAAAUGGAUUCCUGGAGAAAAACCGAGACACUCUCCCCGCAGACAUCGUGGUGGUGCUGAGAACGUCGGAGAACAAACUUUUGCAGCAACUCUUUUCUAGUCCCUUGACUAAAAUAGGGAAUCUGGGCACCGCCCGAGCCCGAGUGAACGCCGCCUCUCGAUCUCUGCCGCCGCAGCUCCGUUCCGGACACUCCAAGUCUCCCAAAUACCUCUUGAAGGUUGACACCAUGGAGAUGAUGCGUCACCCAGACGAAACCACCAACAUGAGGAGACAGACCGUGGCCUCCUAUUUCCGUUACUCGUUGAUGGACUUAUUGUCAAAGAUGGUGGUGGGUCAGCCGCACUUUGUGCGCUGCAUCAAGCCCAACGACGACAGGCGGGCGCUGUGCUUCUGCAAGGAGAGAGUGAUGGUGCAACUGCGCUACACGGGCAUCCUGGAGACGGUCAACAUCCGCCGCCAAGGAUACUCGCACCGCAUCCCCUUUGCAGAGUUUGUCACCAGAUACUACUACCUUGCGUUCCGGGCUCACCAGAUGCCAGAAACCAGCAAAAAAAAUGCCGCCACCAUACUGGAGCGAGCCAAACUGGAAGACUGGGUGCUUGGAAGGACAAAGGUUUUUCUAAAGUACUACCAUGUGGAGCAGCUGAACUUGCUGCUGAGGGAAGUGAUCGCUCGGGUGGUGGUGAUGCAAGCCUACACCAAAGGCUGGCUGGGGGCACGACGUUACAGAAGGGGCAAGCAGAAAAGGAACAACUGUGCCACCCUCAUCCAGUCAGCCUGGAGGGGCUUCGUCGCACGGCAGAACCUCAAGAAAAUUAAGAAGGAGCGGGAAGAGGCAGCAGUCCGUAUCCAGUCGGCUUACAGGGGCCAUCGAGUGCGUCUGGACUGUGGACCUCAGAGGCACACAUGUAAGCCCGAGUCUGGCGGGAAGACCACCAAGGACGAUCAUAUGGGGUCUCAGAGCCCGAAGGGCCUACAAAAGGCAAAUGUCGGCUCCGACAGCCGAGACAGACACAUGAAAGACUCAAAGAGAGACAAAGACGGUGCGACGAAGCCUCGCAGGGAGGCAGCCAGGCUGCGAGACGUACAGGGUAAACAAGGUCCAGUGAUGAAGCUCCAGCAGAGGACUCCUCGCCGGCGGGGCCAGCAGCCCAAGCUGCUUAACAGCCCCGAAGACAGCCUGUACUACAACCAGCUAAAUAGAACUCUGGAUUACCAGGGGAGCAAGAGGAAGCCCAGAAAACUUGGUCAAAUCAAAGUGCUGGACAGAGAGGAUGAGUACUACAAAUUACUGUCAAUGGAGGAGUCGAUCCCCGAAGAAGAGUACGAGAGCCCUGCCCCCGCCCGCCUGUUCUAGCCAGAGAUGAGCCUUAACAUCAUGUCAGCCGAUUGCCUUCUUCACCAGCAAAGUCGACCAGAAACCAAAAAGCGUCAACACACUACAUCGAUUGCACAUUUGUAUUUAUUUAUGUCGAAUUGAUGUUUUAUAUGGCACACAUAAAUCAGGUUCUAUUGAGAUUUGGUUGUCAAUGUGCGUGUUUUUCUCCAAUUUUGAAAGUUGCCACCUGCUGUUUCUUAGAUGAGGUUUGUGUUUUAUUGCUUGCUUCAACUGCCACAGUCAAAACUGAACAAUUAAUCUAUAUAAGUGCAAGCCAUUUACCAUUUCAGGGCAACACACAGUUUUGCCAUCAUUUCUGCCUUUUAUAUCAAAGAGUGGUGGCAAAGAGAGAGUGCCUGUUGAAUAGUAUGGGAAAAAAAUGAUUUGCUAGUUUCACUCAAUUAGUCGCCGGGCCAAGCGACAAAUAAAUUGGAAUAUAUCUGGACGCUCUACCUGCAGCUUCACCCCUCCUCUUAAAUUGACUCCCUGUUUUGCUUUUUAGUAUGCAGAAGGAAAACUUUGACUCAAGUGAACAACUACUGAUAUGACCCUGUCAAAGUUGAAGCGUGGCCAUAAGACGGUCAAGGUUUUCUCCAAGUCGAUUAGCUCAGGGACCGGACAUUGUGUUGAGCACACUUGGGGAAAUUCUCCCAAGCUAUUUCAAAGCGCUGCCCAGCCAAAUCCAUCCCUCAGCUGAAGUCCGAUUGAAAUCCAUGAAAAUGUAAGAAGUUGAAUUUUAGUGCUGAACCGGGCAGCUCAAAGGAUGAUAUCAAUUAUUUGGUAACGCUGCUGGUCUGCAGAGUCAAUGCACUUAACAUACAGUAUAUGACCUAAAUGCAGCUUUCGUAGCAGUGAGACCCACAUAUAGAGCACGUUAUACGGAAAUCUCAGUCCCGAAUCUAUUCAAGAUCGUCUGAAAACAUGACACUUUGUGGCUGAUUUUCUAAGAUCCCAAAUAGGAGGCGCUAAAUCACUCACUCCAACAGAUUCUCUGCACUGCUGGCAACAGGUGUAAAAGUGGUGUAGACUACCAUCUUUAAAAGAGGGUUUUGCGCUUGAGGUCGCUGUGAUAGUUUUCAACACAAAACAUACUGAGAGAUGACUGAAAGCGCAAAAUGACAUUUGAAGUGAUGGACUUGGAAGUAUUAUGGAAGAGAAAAACAAACAUAUGACUGAGUUACAGAAAAAAAUAUUAUUGCUCUGAUAAUUUUGGGGAAUCCGGCAACCUCGUCCUGAGUGCAUGGAAAUUGUAUGUACUGUAUGUGCCCAUCAUGUAGGAGAUUGCAUUUAAAACAUUGGACAGCAUACCCCAAAAUCUACUCUUGGAUCAGAUGACCCAGACACAAUGAAAUGCAAAGUUGAAAGGAGUUUUCUCAUAUGGCAUGACUCCUUCUUGUGACUUGCUCCAAGUCAGCCCUUAAAUUAUUCAAAACCUCCAAAAUUGCAUCACUGUAUAGGCAAUAUGUCGUGAUAAUUUUUUGUUUCUGGCAUUUCAAAAAUGUUUACGACCAGUAAAGUUCUACCU